AUGUUCCGACGUCCUGGCGCGGGUCGCUCCAAGGCUUCAGCCGAUACGCAAUGCCAGAAGUGCCUGAAGCGAGGUCACUACAGCUACGAAUGCAAAGCAUCAGCGCAAGACCGACCCUACACAUCUCGACCUUCCCGGACCCAGCAGCUCUUGAACCCCAAGCUCAAGCCUAAGCUCACCACCGAAGUCCCCAACGAGCUUCUCCGCAAGAAGGGCGUCGCAGACGACAUUCUGAAGAAGAAGGAGGAGGACCGCAAGCGAUCGCGCUCGUUAUCUACAUCCUCCGCAGACUCGGUGUCCACCAUCUCUACCAACCGCUCGCAUUCCAGAUCACCACCGAGACGUGAAAAACACCAUGGAGCUAGAUCGCGGGGCCGCGGCGACGAUAAAGCGCCGGGGAAACGCGCCAGGCGAUCGAUAUCCUCAGACUCACGCUCAUCCGAGGGCGCACGCGACAGGGACAGGAAUACACGGCGGCGCAUGAGCUCCUUCAGCCCUGGGGAACGAGGUCGAAGGAGGAGCAGGUCGCGAUCGACAUCGGCGCGUAUGCAGAUAUCGCACGAAGAUGUGCGGACAAGACCAUCACGGAGCACAAGUAUAGGCCGAGCAAGAGGCGGGCGAAAAGCUCGAAGCAGGAGCGCAAGAAGACACGGUAAGCGACCCGCGCGCCGCCUCUCCAUGUCCAGGUCGCGAUCAAGGAGCCACGACCGCAUGGACACGUCUGACGACCGCAACGGUGCAACACGAGGCAGAUGGGGCGCGUCUCCUCCAACAAAGGCACCAGUGCCACGAUCUUCGUCACCAUAUCGAGGCAGUGCUGAUCGUAGUCCGAGCCCAAAUUCCAGACGAAAAGCCCCGCGACGGUCGCCUAGCCCACCCGCAGUGAGGAAUGGAGAUCGGAGUCAUGGAGGGCCUCGAGGACCUGGACGAAAUCGCUUUGACAAUGGACCUGCCUACGAUGCACCGCCACCAGCUCGACCACCGCCGCCGCCUGUGCAGAGAGAACGAAGCUUGAGUCCGUACAGUAAGCGCAUGGCUUUGACAAGACAGAUGCAAGCGGGAUAA
Molecule: messenger RNA, 1065 nt
Organism: Cucurbitaria berberidis CBS 394.84
Lineage: Eukaryota; Fungi; Ascomycota; Dothideomycetes; Pleosporales; Cucurbitariaceae
Exons: 1
Coding region: 1-1065 (354 amino acids)
Source: RefSeq, a predicted model, not a curated record